Messenger RNA from Ciona intestinalis (vase tunicate), 1269 nucleotides. Lineage: Eukaryota; Metazoa; Chordata; Ascidiacea; Phlebobranchia; Cionidae. The record is from RefSeq and is a predicted model, not a curated record.
ACUACUAAAACAUAUCGGUAUAUUAUGGUUAAACGCAUUGAUUGGUACGUUCAAGUAUAGCUGGAAGGCACGGACUUCAUAUAAUGUAAAGUUAUUCCGCUUGUGCCUAAGUCAAUAUUAUAGUGACAAUUGUAUUUAACUCUUCAAAUAUAGUAACGAAGGUCAAACUAAUUGAAACAACGUGAGGAAGGUAAUUAGCAACAAAACAGCAGUCGUUAAAAAUACGCAAAUACUGCUUAAGCCUUAGGUAAAAGUUUCAAAUAAAAGCGUAGCCGCUAAACCCACGACGUAUCAUAUAUAAUAGACGCGUGUGCAAGAACUUGCAGCAUUGCUGUUGCAAAGAGAUUUAUCAACCAAACAUGAAGUGUGUUUUACUUCUUUGUUUCUUAUUGGGGUCGGCCUCGGCUACUCCUCUUCUGAUUGGUGCGUUCAACGUUCAAAUAUUCGGCCAAUCAAAGAUGGAUAAACCUGACGUAGUCGCCACUCUUGUAAAAAUCGUACAGCGUUAUGACGUCAUAAUGAUUCAAGAAAUUCGCGAUUCUGCUGGAACAGCGCUUCCUGAGCUCGUAACUGAAGUCAACGGGGUUUCAUCUGUCCCUUACAGUUACGUAGUGAGCCCGAGGACCGGUAGAACGAGCAGUAAAGAACAAUAUGGCUACAUCUACAGGGCGGACAAAGUAACCGUAAUGUCAGAAUAUCAGUACCCAGACAACAGCGACGUGUUCGAGCGAGAACCUUAUUCGGUUAAGUUCGGAAGAAGCAGUUCGGGUAAACAACAAACUUUCAGUUACAUUUCAAUCCACGCUAAACCUGAUGACGCAGUCGCUGAAAUCGACGCCCUUGAUGACGUAUAUGACGUAGUGGCGAAGCAAUAUGGGGAGGACGCACUGAUAGCUGGGGACUUCAACGCUGAUUGUAGCUACGUUUGCUCAUCAUGCUGGCAAACCAUUGAUAUGUGGACAGAUCCAAGAUUUACCUGGCUUAUCGGGUCUGACGUGGACACAACUGUGAGCAGCACCGACUGUGCUUACGACAGAAUCGUUGUUGCUGGUAAAGCUAUGACGGAGAAUUCUGGCAUGGGAAGUGUAUUCCGGUUCGAUCUUGCUUACAAUCUCUCGUAUGAAGAGACGAAAGAUGUGAGCGACCAUUACCCAGUCGAAUUCUACUUGCAGUAAGAUGUAUAUGAUCAGCAAGUGUACAUAUAGAUCGUAAUAAUUGGUGAUAAAUCAUUAAAUACAAUAUAAAUUAUAAAUGAUACAAGUUUCAUGG